AUGACCGAUCACGACAUUCAACCAGAUAAAUACAGUGAACUUCGAAGUAUCUGUAAAUACUACAUUGAUUCAUAUAUUGCGUUGUAUCAACUGAAAACGGAAAAAGAAGAAGAAUUAAACUCGAUUUACCAAAUGAUUAAGACAGAAUUGAUUGAUUCUAAGAUAAAAUUUCCCCAAAAUAUUAUAAGAGACAUAUUAAAUAUAAUCCCGUAUAAUAAUCGUUAUGCAAAGUCAUAUUUCUUUCUUGCAAAACUCGUAUCUGAUGAAUAUCAUGUGAAAAAGGUCAAUAAUGUUGUACUUAUUUCAAACUUUCUGUUUUAUAAAGAAUAUGUAAUUAAAUUAAAUAUAUCGUGGGAUUUCAAACAAAUUAAUAUUUUUAAUUUGAAUCGACUUUCAGAAAAUACAAUUCAUAGAGCAAUUAUGCAUAAUGACAAAGAAAGUUUGAUAUCAUUCACAGAAAGAGAUGGAUUUAAUGAAGGUCAAUUAAUCGCUAGUCAUUGUUAUCCAUAUUCUUUCAUGGCAUACUCAUUGCUUGAAUUAUGCUGUUACUACGGGUCAGUUGACUGUUUCAAGUUAUUAAGAACGAAAUUUAACUCAAAAAUAACUGAAAGAUGUCUACAUCUUUCAUUUUUAGGAGGAAAUCCAGAGAUCAUGAGUGAAUGUUUGAAAUAUCAAAAACCAGAUUUUGAAUGCAUGAUGUUUGCAAUUAUUUCUCACAACAUUGAUUUUGUUACAUUCUUGAUGAAUGAAUACAAUAUAAAGAUCGAUUUAGAAUAUUGCGGAAAAUUUAAUAAUCUUGAUGCAUUUUUAGUUUAUUACGAUCAAACUAAUGAUAUUCAAGGAUGUUUUGCUUAUUCAAUAAAAUUCGGAAUCCCAUCCCUUUGUGAAUACUUCCUUUUGCAUGGUGCAAAUAUCGAUGAAAAUUAUAAAUAUGAAGGAACCGCUCUUCAAAUUGCAGCACGUAAUAAUUCUAAAGAAAUAACCGGAGUUCUUCUUUUGCAUGGUGCAAAUGUCAACAAAAAGGAAUUUUAUGGUUAUACGGUUCUUCAUUAUGCAGCAAUAAAUAAUUGUACAGAAAUAGCUGAACUUCUUAUUUCAUAUGGUGCAAAUGUCAAUGAAAAAAUUAAUAAAGGAGAAACUGCUCUUGAUUUAGCAAUAGAUAAUAAUAGCAAAGAAACAGCUGAACUUCUAAUUUCAUAUGGUGCAAAAAAUAACGAUCCUACACAUGAUGGAUCUUUAUGA
Molecule: messenger RNA, 1242 nt
Organism: Trichomonas vaginalis G3
Lineage: Eukaryota; Parabasalia; Trichomonadida; Trichomonadidae
Product: protein of unknown function (DUF3447)
Exons: 1
Coding region: 1-1242 (413 amino acids)
Molecular function (GO): protein binding
Source: RefSeq, a predicted model, not a curated record